AUGGAGGCCGCCUCGGCCAGAGCGGCCGCGCGCGACCGCUGGAACGAGCUGGGCCUGCCCCGACCCUCCCAGCUCCAGCGCUUCAUCUCGAGCGCCUGCAGUCCAGAGAACUACGAGCCAAACCUCGCCCUCAACCUCGAGAUAUGCGACCUCAUCAACUCCAAAAAGGGCUCCUCCCCGCGCGAGGCCGCCGUCGCCAUCGUCAACUACAUCAACCACCGCAACCAGAAUGUCGCCCUCCUCGCCCUGAACCUCCUCGACAACUGCGUCAAGAACUGCGGCUACCCCUUCCACCUCCAGAUCAGCACAAAGGAGUUCCUUAAUGAGCUCGUCCGCCGCUUCCCCGAGCGGCCCCCCAUCCGCUGCACCCGCGUCCAAAACAAGAUCCUCGAGGCCAUCGAGGAGUGGCGCAGCACAAUCUGCGAGACGAGUCGCUACAAGGAGGACCUCGGCUUCAUUCGCGACAUGCAUCGCCUGCUCAGCUACAAAGGCUACAUGUUCCCAGAGGUCCGGCGCGACGACGCUGCCGUCCUCAAUCCUAGUGAUAACCUCAAAUCGGCCGAGGAGAUGGAAGAGGAGGAACGAGAACACCAGUCUGCAAAGCUCCAAGAGCUCAUCCGCCGCGGCACACCCGAAGACCUGCAGGAAGCCAACCGCCUCAUGAAGAUCAUGGCCGGCUACGACACGCGAAGCAAGACCGACUACCGCGCCAAGGCCGCCGAGGAUGUCGCCAAGAUCCAGGCCAAAGCCAGGCUCCUCGAGGAGCGGCUGGAGGCUUUCAAGCCUGGCGACACGAUGAAGGACGGAGACGUGUUUUCCGAGCUUGCGUCAGCCCUGCAGAGCGCCCAGCCUAAGAUCCAGAAGAUGUGCGAAGAGGAGUCGGAGGACCACGAGGCGGUCGCCAGGCUCUUUGAGAUCAACGACAGCAUACAUCGGACAGUGGAGAGGUGGAAGCUGCUCAAGAAGGGCGACGUCGAGGGUGCGGCCAAGAUCGCCGCUGGAGCUCCGAUACAACCUUCGAAAUCGGCCGGUAAGGCGCCUUCUGCCGCCAACGAGCUGUCCUUGAUCGAUCUCGAUGGCGAGCCGGAGAAUGCCAAUGGCGCGGCAUCAGGUGCGCAGGGGUCUGCAGGCAUCGAAAACGACCUCCUCGGAUUGUCCAUGGACGAAGGGAGCACUUUUGGCCAAGGCGGCGGCAUCUCGCUGGGCUUCGGGUCAAAUCAAAAUAUUCCGGGGCCAUCACUCCUGUCCUCGUUAUCGCAGAAUAGCACGGCUGGCGGACAGCCGUCCACUGCCACUCCACCUCCAGCAUCCUCUCCUUUCGCCGCCUUCACCUCGCCAGCCAGCACGUCCAAAGCACCGACACCCCAGCCAUCCGCUUUUGGCUCUGCAUUCGCACAGCCACCGCCACAGAAAUCGCCGACACCUGCCAACGACGUCUUCGCCGCCCUAUCUGCCGCACAAUUCUCCGCAUCCAAACCCUCUACGCCCAAGCCCCCGGCUCCCAUGCCUGCAGCUAACGACGACGACGAAUGGUCAUUCUCGUCCGCCCUCCCCCCGGAGCCAUCCCCGCCUGCGGAACUGUCUGUCGUUGUGCAAGAAGGACCGGUCAAGAUCGAGAUGAAGGCCAAGAGGCCAGAGUCGCAGCCGCAUAGCAUUGUCCUGGCCUUUGCGUUUUCCAACAGCACUAGCCUGAGCGUGGGCGACAUCCACUUCCAGCUCGCCGUCACAAAGGGCUAUCGUCUCUCCCCAUUUCCUCAGUCCGGGCGGUCUUUGGCGCCGAGCGAGGUGCGAGGCGUGCAACAGAACAUGGUUGUGUCUCAUGCGGCCAACGCGACGCAAAAGGUCGAGGGCCUGAAGCUGAGGUGGCGGAUGACGUACACUCUGGGAGGCGAGGCCAAGGCGGAGACGGGAGACAUUGCCGAGUUCUUCCUUGCGUGA
Molecule: messenger RNA, 1938 nt
Organism: Microdochium trichocladiopsis
Lineage: Eukaryota; Fungi; Ascomycota; Sordariomycetes; Xylariales; Microdochiaceae
Product: VHS domain-containing protein
Exons: 4
Coding region: 1-1938 (645 amino acids)
Biological process (GO): Golgi to endosome transport; Golgi to vacuole transport; protein transport to vacuole involved in ubiquitin-dependent protein catabolic process via the multivesicular body sorting pathway
Cellular component (GO): trans-Golgi network
Molecular function (GO): phosphatidylinositol binding; ubiquitin binding
Source: RefSeq, a predicted model, not a curated record